AAUGCCCCAGUUGAUUGCUAUGGACACAGAUGGGCGAGUUAAUGUUGCCUGAAGUUUCUUUGAACGGGUAUGUUGAUGAAAAGGGCAGAAUUGUAUCAGGAGUAUAUGAAGGAAGUGCCUAUCCCAGCACAGCGGGGCUCUGUCACCCCAUUUACAUCAUGGAUGGGAUUAGGUAGAUUGAUCAAGCAAUUAUAUGGCCAACCCUUGCAUUACCUCCACAACAUUCUCCUAAAACAGUGGGACCAACUGAGAUUUGGAAGUGAGGAUAAAGACACGCCUCUGGAUAUCAUCGUUCAUCCUUGUAAAGCUGAAGCCACCAUCUGGCUGAUUGAAGAAACCCAUCGCCACACCACAUCUUCCCAUCACAUAGCUAAACUCUGGCUGUCAGAUCCAAUGCAUGAUGCUUUUGUUGAUCCCAUCUUCCUUGAGUUGUGAUGUUUCAUUUGUUCACUUCUAACUCUAUUUGCUGAUUCUGUGUAUGUUUCUUACAACUCAAUAAAACCUUGACGCUGCU
Rubroshorea leprosula is the source of this 514-nucleotide messenger RNA. The record is from the annotation of a GenBank genome assembly. Lineage: Eukaryota; Viridiplantae; Streptophyta; Magnoliopsida; Malvales; Dipterocarpaceae.